AUGUCUAUCCCACGAUUGCCACCACUUCCAUCUAUUCGAGACAUAUUAAAACUUUAUCGAUUGAGUGCUGUGAAACGUUUAUCUCAAAACUUUCUUAUGGAUCAAAAUUUGAUCGAUAAAAUCAUAGCAAAAUCAGGACAGCUCACUGGGAGCCAAGUAUUAGAAGUUGGUCCUGGCCCAGGUGGAUUAACUCGGUCCAUCUUAAAACAGAUUCCGAAACGAUUAGUAGUUGUUGAAAAAGAUUUAAGAUUUAAGCCGACUUUAGAAAUGUUAGCGGAUUCAUUCGGAGCGAUUAAUGGUAAAAUGGACAUAAUAUACGACGAUAUCAGGAAAACAAAUAUAGAAAGUUUAUUCUCGAUGGAAGAAAAGAGAAAUUGGGACGAUAAAGCUCCGGAUAUCUAUAUCAUAGGCAAUUUGCCGUUCAAUGUAUCGACACCUCUCAUAAUUAAAUGGCUACACGCGAUAGCCGAACGCCGGGGACCUUGGGCAUUUGGUAGAACAAAAAUGACAUUAACGUUUCAAAAAGAGGUAGCAGAACGUUUAGUGGCUGAUGUCUCAGGCGAACAACGAUGCAGACUGUCGGUAAUGGCACAAACUUGGACAUUUCCAGUACUUCGUUUUAUUAUACCUGGCAAAGCCUUUGUUCCACAGCCAGAUGUCGAUGUGGGAGUAGUAUCAUUUACACCAUUGGUCAAACCACGCACGCAACAUGAUUUUAAAUUAUUUGAAAAAAUAACGAGGCAUGUGUUCAGUUUCAGACAGAAAUACAGCAUACGAUGUAUUGAGACUUUAUUCCCAUUGCAUUGCCGCAAGGAAUUAGGUCUAAUGAUGUAUAAAUUAUCUGACUUGGAACCAACGCUUAGACCCACGCAACUUACCGUAAAUGACAUCGAUAGGUUAGCGACCGCUUAUAAAUAUCUGGUAGAGAAACAUCCAGAGAUCGGUGUAUACGAGUAUCGCGCGUCUCGCCAUUUAUUACCGUUAAAAAACACUAAAGACGUUGUAGUACAGGAUUAUACGGAGGUGCCGGAAGAAAUGAACAUCUAACAAAGAUGGUUUAUAUUCAGAAACACGCAAAUGCAUCAUAUUUAAAUUUUAUUAAAUCGCAGGUUUGCAAUGCAGCAGACUAAUUUAUUACAAUAAAUUUCGGAAGAUUAUAGAAUUGUGAAAACUUUUCUGUAAAUAUACAUUUAUAUACAUAUACGAUACUAUGGCUUAGUUAUUAAAUAAAAAUAUAGUACAAUAUACAGUUUGUAUUUUUUCUGGUAUUAGAUGUAAUAAAAAUUCUGUUAAUUA
Cataglyphis hispanica is the source of this 1296-nucleotide messenger RNA. It is a transcript of the gene mtTFB1, whose product is annotated as dimethyladenosine transferase 1, mitochondrial. The coding region runs from base 1 to 1047 and encodes 348 amino acids. Gene Ontology annotation, molecular function: mitochondrial transcription factor activity; rRNA (adenine-N6,N6-)-dimethyltransferase activity. Gene Ontology annotation, cellular component: mitochondrial matrix. Gene Ontology annotation, biological process: rRNA methylation; transcription initiation at mitochondrial promoter. The transcript is spliced from 3 exons. NCBI's taxonomy places the organism in Eukaryota, Metazoa, Arthropoda, Insecta, Hymenoptera, Formicidae. The record is from RefSeq and is a predicted model, not a curated record.